Molecule: messenger RNA, 704 nt
Organism: Trachymyrmex cornetzi
Lineage: Eukaryota; Metazoa; Arthropoda; Insecta; Hymenoptera; Formicidae
Exons: 2
Coding region: 30-200 (56 amino acids)
Source: RefSeq, a predicted model, not a curated record
AGAGACAGUCUGUCGUUCUCCUAGUCACUAUGCCGAGAGAUGGUGACGGUCAAGGUGACAAGGAAAUCUUCAUGUACGACGUGACCUCUGGAGCCGUUAGCAAGCUAGCCGGUGAUCUCUCGACGGCCUUCGUAGAUGCCGCCGAGAGCAACUCUGACGGCACCGAUUCUAUCGACGAUUCUACCUUCUCGACGUUUUAAUUAGUUCAUAAAAAAAAAGCUAUUUCUCGAAAUAUUAAAAAAUGUUUAAUCCACGGUCUGACGCAGAAUUUUUUUUUGAGAGAUUGUACAAUAUGGAUAUAUUCAAGAUUUUGUCUUGUUGCGGGUGUAAAGAAAGUUCUUUGCAUAAUGUAUAAUACUUUCCGACUUUAACUAAAUGAUUUUUACUAAACGGAAUUUAAAACUUUUUUGUCGUUUCGUGAUGAAGGAGAAAGAAUUGAUUUAGGUCUGUGUGUUGCUUAUGCGAUAAUGAAUGUCAAUGGUUAAAUGCUGAUGAAAAACAAUGUAAAAACAAUUAUUUUUCGACAUCGUGUGAUGUGCUUUUUUAUGUGAUUUGGGCAAAAAUGUAGGAAAGAGGAUAAGGAUUUCGGAGUGAGGCGAAGAAUCGCAGCGUGGCAAAUUACUUCGAGUAUCCUUGUAGAUAUCUUAACUAUGUAUUAUUAUGUACAUAUAAGAAUAAUUUUGUACUUUUUUAUACGAAAUAAA